Molecule: messenger RNA, 4487 nt
Organism: Nomascus leucogenys (northern white-cheeked gibbon)
Lineage: Eukaryota; Metazoa; Chordata; Mammalia; Primates; Hylobatidae
Gene: PGBD1
Product: piggyBac transposable element derived 1
Exons: 7
Coding region: 1799-4228 (809 amino acids)
Cellular component (GO): membrane
Molecular function (GO): sequence-specific DNA binding
Source: RefSeq, a predicted model, not a curated record
UAAAAGAGUGUUUUAUAUUUUUACUAUUGAACAUCUUUUCACAUGUUAAUUUGUCACUUAUCUUGUUUUGUGUAUAGUAAUGUUCAUAUCCUUUACUAAUUUUUCUACUAAAGUCUCCUUUUACUCUUAAACAGAAGUGCCCUUAAAAAUAAAAUAGGGAACUUGCAUUUCAACAUUUUAAAUGCACAUGUCCUUUGGCUGAUCAGUUCUAGUAUGUGGCAUUUAUCCUAGAAAUAUAUUCUUAAAAGAACAUAAAGGUAUUAAAUGGUGUUCCCUCUAGCAUUGCUUUUAAAGAAAAAAUAUAACCUAAGUAUGCAUCAAUAGGAUAGUUAAGUAAAUUAUGGAACACCCAUACAAUAUUACUUAGCUGGUUAAAGAAUAAGCUGAUCUGUGAAGAUCUCCAAGCUGUCUUAACCGAAAAGAGCUAAGGUGCAAAAUUACAUUAUGAUACCAUAAGUGUUUUAAAAUGUGUAAAUACUUAUUCACUAAACAAAAUGUUCAUUAAGUGCUACUGUGUGGCAGGUAGUGUCCUAGAUAAACAUGAACAAAAUACAAUGGUUAACUCUAAAGAGGGGACACUUUUCGUUUUAUGGUCCUUUUGCAACUUGACUUUUUUAUUGUACAUAUAUUAUGUAUACUUAAAAUAAUUUGUACAGCUUACUAUAAUGGUCUUUUUAUUGAUCUGUGUCUCCUACCAGCCAGUGAUGACCCCGAAGGCAGACAUUCUGUUGGUUUUUAAUCGAAAUGAUGUACAUAAAUUUGGGUCGUGCUUGCACCGUCCGAAUGGGCCUGGGGUCCGGCGGGGGAGAGCGACCUGGGCGGGGCCGGAGGUGGCAGCGGGGGGUCCUCCCGGUUAACCAGAGAGACGAGCGGCCGUGUUCCUAGAGAGGCAGGGAACCCGCCAGACUCCGCCGCUCGGCUGCGGGCGCGGCCGGGGCGGGGGGUAGCUUUUGUGCCGGCCCAGCUGCGGGAGGCGCCGGCAACACCCGCCAACCCCGCCAGCGCAGCGGCCCGGGCUCUGGGGAAACCGGCGCUCCCGACAGGGGAGCACCGGGCGUCUGCGCUCCCUCGGGAGCUUUUCACGAGGUCAGCUACGUCUUUGUUGUGCGCGUUCCUGAACUUUUGGUCCGUUAACCAACAAUUAGACACGCAGGUAUUCAGUGCCUGGCGCGGUGCUAGAUGCUGGGUGUAAUCUUAGAGAAAUACAUUCAGGGGAGCGCCUGAGGGUGCUGGCUGCUGGCAUCUCAGGUGCUUUACGUGCAUUCGUGAAGAAGCCCAUCAGUAUUUGUUGAAUACCAGAUCUCUUGGCUGCCACCGGUGUCGUCUCUGACCAGCCUGUCGCCCUUCAAGAACAGUGGCAAAAUCUCCUACAUUUAAAGUGGAAUAUUCAAUGAGAGUUACACAGAUAUAGAUGACCUUUGAGACUGUAUUAUUUGUCCAUGAAGGCAGCCAUCUGCCUCCUCAAUGGGUAAAAUUAUCCCUUCUCCCCAGCUGAAGUGCAAGCUACUCAAGCUUUCUUAUUGCUAACCCUUCUUCCCUCAUGUCAUACAUCCAUUACCUCUGGACUCAGGCCCUUUAGUACUAGUUCAAAAUAUACUUCUGAUUCAUUUCACUGAUAAUAGAAGCAAGCAGGCUCAGCUUUUGAGCAUUACCUACAGUGGGGACAAAAAUGUAAGUAGGUUACAUACAGUUUUGAAGCUCUUAUAAUUUGCAUGUUGCUGAUCAAUUCUUAUGCCUCAGAUCUCUAUUUCUGAAUAUAGACCCCAAGCUAAGUGAAGCUUUAGCCUCUAAGCUCAACAUGUAUGAAGCUUUGCCAGGCCCUGCUCCUGAAAAUGAAGAUGGCCUUGUGAAAGUGAAGGAGGAGGAUCCCACCUGGGAGCAGGUGUGCAACUCACAGGAGGGCAGCUCCCACACUCAGGAGAUUUGCCGCCUGCGCUUUCGGCACUUCUGCUACCAGGAGGCUCACGGACCCCGGGAAGCCCUGGCCCAACUCCGAGAACUUUGUCACCAAUGGCUGAGACCAGAGAUGCACACCAAGGAACAGAUAAUGGAACUACUGGUGCUGGAGCAGUUCCUGACCAUCCUGCCCAAGGAGCUCCAGCCCUGUGUGAAGACAUAUCCUCUGGCGAGUGGAGAGGAGGCAGUGACAGUCCUGGAGAAUCUAGAGACAGGAAGUGGAGACACAGGACAACAGGCCUCUGUCUAUAUUCAGGGACAGGACAUGCACCCAAUGGUGACAGAAUAUCAAGGAGUCUCUUUGGAGUGUCAGAGCCUGCAGCUCCUGCUUGGGGUAACCACCCUGAAGUGUGAACCUCCACAGCUUCCUCAAGAGAACCCCCAAGAAGUGAGUGGGCCUGUUCCCCACGGAUCAGCUCAUCUCCAGGAAAAAAACCCCGGAGACAAGGCUGCAGUGUCUGUGUUUAACCCAGUCAGGUCCCAGACACUGGUGAAGACUGAGGAAGAAACAGCCCAGGCCCUUGCUGCAGAGAAGUGGUCACAUCUGAGUCUGGCUCGGAGGAACCUCUGUGGGAACACAGCUCAGGAGACAGUUACAAGCCUCAGUCUGAUGACUGAAGAAAUUGUAACUAAAGAUAGAUUGUUUAAUGCAAAGCAAGAAACUUCUGAAGAAAUGGAACAAAGUGGAGAAGCCUCAGGAAAGCCCAACAGAGAGUGUGCACCCCAGAUUCCUUGUAGUACUCCUAUCCCUACUGAAAGGACAGUUGCACAUUUGAACACUCUGAAGGACCGUCACCCAGGUGAUUUGUGGGCCCGGAUGCACAUCUCAUCCUUGGAAUAUGCUGCAGGAGACAUUACCCGAAAAGGGAGAAAAAAAGACAAAGCUCGAGUGAGUGAACUGCUCCAAGGCCUCUCAUUCUCUGGUGACUCAGAUGUGGAAAAAGAUAAUGAGCCUGAGAUCCAGCCUGCUCAAAAGAAGUUAAAAGUAUCGUGUUUCCCAGAAAAGAGUUGGACCAAAAGAGACAUUAAACCCAACUUUCCAAGCUGGUCAGCACUGGAUUCUGGACUUUUGAAUCUCAAGAGUGAAAAGUUGAACCCAGUAGAGCUUUUUGAAUUAUUUUUUGAUGAUGAAACAUUCAACUUAAUUGUCAGUGAAACCAAUAAUUAUGCUUCUCAGAAAAAUGUCAGCUUGGAAGUCACAGUUCAGGAAAUGAGGUGUGUGUUUGGUGUCUUACUUUUGAGUGGAUUUAUGAGGCAUCCUAGAAGGGAAAUGUAUUGGGAAAUCUCUGACACCGAUCAAAACCUGGUUAGAGAUGCAAUCAGAAGGGACAGAUUUGAAUUGAUCUUCUCAAACCUGCAUUUUGCAGAUAAUGGCCACCUAGAUCAAAAAGAUAAGUUUACAAAGUUGAGACCUCUCAUAAAACAAAUGAAUAAAAAUUUCCUCUUGUAUGCUCCCCUGGAAGAAUACUAUUGCUUUGAUAAGUCAAUGUGUGAGUGCUUUGAUAGUGACCAAUUCCUGAAUGGAAAGCCUAUCAGAAUUGGCUAUAAAAUUUGGUGUGGUACAACCACACAGGGUUAUCUGGUUUGGUUUGAACCCUAUCAAGAAGAAUCAACUACGAAGGUAGAUGAGGAUCUUGAUCUUGGGUUAGGUGGAAAUCUAGUGAUGAACUUCGCUAAUGUUCUUUUAGAGAGAGGUCAGUAUCCCUAUCACCUGUGUUUUGAUAGCUUCUUUACAAGUGUCAAAUUGUUGUCAGCCUUGAAAAAGAAGGGGGUGAGAGCAACAGGAACAAUUCGUGAGAACAGGACUGAAAAAUGUCCCCUUCUGAAUGUAGAACAUAUGAAAAAAAUGAAGAGAGGGUAUUUUGAUUUCCGAGUAGAAGAAAACAAUGAGAUAAUUUUGUGUCGUUGGUAUGGGGGUGGCAUUAUCAGUCUGUGCUCCAAUGCUGUGGGCAUAGAACCAGUCAAUGAGGUAAGCUGUUGUGAUGCUGAUAAUGAAGGAAUCCCUCAGAUAAGUCAACCAUCCAUAGUAAAAGUGUAUGAUGAAUGCAAGGAAGGUGUAGCUAAAAUGGAUCAAAUUAUUUCGAAAUACAGGGUGAGGAUAAGAAGCAAGAAAUGGUACUCAAUUUUGGUGAGCUACAUGAUUGAUGUGGCCAUGAACAAUGCAUGGCAACUACACAGAGCCUGUAACCCAGGUGCUUCUCUAGACCCCUUGGAUUUUCGGAGAUUUGUUGCACAUUUCUACUUGGAACACAAUGCUGAUCUGUCAGAUUAGGGCACAUAAAAUGGACAUAGUGCAGACAUUAAUAAGACAGAAAAAUAAUAAUUGUACAUGCUGUUGUACCCUCCCAAAGUAAAUCUGAUAUAUGUAAUGAAGUUAUUAAAUAAUACUUUAAAAAAUCAGACAUUUAUAUAGAGUUUCAAAGACUAUUGUAACAAAUAAUGUUAAAAAUUAUCUGUGAAAAUGUUGAACUGUAGUACCUUUAUAUCAAAUUUUGUGUCAGACAUGGGAAAUCAUGUAUUUGUUCAAUUGA